GUUUUGCCACAGCUGGAAGCACCCUGGUUGGGAAACACUGGUAUAAUGUAUACGCUCCCUCGUGUACCUUCCCUGGUUGGCAUCAUUUAGCCUCCAGGUCACGUGACACCGACAGAGGGGGGCGGGGCUUCCACAGACAAGGAGAAAGAGGAGGACAGAAGGAGAACGGAGUGUGGGGAAGGCAGGAAGGGGUUAAGCGGAGUGUACGGGAAAGGGAGCAACCGGGGGGCAUUGUGUCCGGCAGGAGGAGACCCGGGCGGCCUCAGCAUCCCACAAGGCACAGCCUGUAAUGUGAAGUUGGACCACAGCACUUUACAUCUUCAUCAUGGAAGAGACGGAGAGCCAGGCUGUACCACUUACCUCCUCCAGCCCUGGAGAUGCUCCGGACAAGUCCACCACAGGCUCCGAAAGACCAAAGGAUGUCAUGCAACUCAAGAAGGAAAUCUCCCUUUUAAAUGGAGUCUGCCUCAUUGUAGGCAACAUGAUCGGCUCAGGGAUCUUUGUGUCUCCUAAGGGAGUCCUUAUUUACUCAGCAUCUUAUGGGCUAUCUCUAGUCCUGUGGACAAUAGGUGGCAUUUUCUCAGUGAUUGGGGCCCUGUGCUAUGCAGAACUUGGUACCACCAUUCCUAAAUCAGGAGGCAGCUAUGCAUACAUCCUGGAGGCUUUUGGGGGUUUUGUUGCCUUUAUCAGACUCUGGACCUCACUGCUGAUCAUUGAACCCACCAGCCAAGCGGUGAUCGCCAUCACUUUUGCAAACUACCUGGUACAACCUGUGUUCCCCACUUGUGAACCUCCCUACGUUGCAUCUCGUCUCAUUGCUGCUGCUUGUGUUUGUUUAAUCACCUUUAUAAACUGUGCGUAUGUGAAAUGGGGCACACGGGUUCAAGAUCUCUUCACUUAUGCCAAAGUCAUUGCAUUAAUUGCUAUCAUUAUAACAGGCAUUGUUAAAUUGUGUCAAGGGAAUACUCAGCACUUUGAUAAUUCAUUUGCUGGUUCUUCGUGGGAUGCUGGGGACAUCUCCUUGGCUCUGUAUUCUGCCCUCUUUUCUUAUUCUGGCUGGGACACCCUUAAUUAUGUAACGGAAGAAAUUAAGAAUCCAGAAAGGAACUUGCCAUUGUCCAUCGGGAUUUCUAUGCCAAUUGUCACCAUUAUUUACAUAUUGACCAAUGUAGCUUACUACACUGUGCUGGAUUUUAGUUCAGUGAUUGGCAGCGAUGCAGUGGCUGUGACGUUUGCCGACAUGGUGUACGGUAUAUUCAGUUGGACAAUCCCUUUGGCUGUGGCCCUCUCAUGUUUCGGUGGCCUGAACUCCUCCAUCCUUGCUGCUUCUAGGCUGUUCUUCGUUGGCGCGAGGGAAGGUCAUCUCCCUGAUAUGCUGUGUCUGAUACACCUGGAGAGGUUUACACCAGUGUCUGCUCUUCUCUUCAAUUGCGCUGCUACCCUGGUCUACCUGUCGGUGAGAGACGUCUUCCAGCUUAUAAAUUAUUACAGCUUCAGUUACUGGUUUUUUGUUGGAUUAUCUAUUGCUGGACAGAUCUAUCUGCGCUGGAAGGAACCUGACAAACCAAGACCCGUGAAGCUCAGCCUGUUUUAUCCCAUUGUAUUCUGCCUAUGUACAUUGUUCCUGAUCUGUGUCCCACUGUACAGUGAUACUGUGAACUCUCUCAUUGGGAUUGGCAUUGCUCUUUCUGGUGUUCCAGUUUACCUCAUGGGAGUCUACUUACCCGAGUCCAAAAGGCCGCCCUGCAUCGGCAAAUUAUUUGCUUUUCUUACAAGGUGGACCCAACUGAUCUUCAACUGCGUUGUGACGGAGAUCGAUCUGGCUGAUGAGAAAAAGCUGGAGGUGAAAUCAAAACAGCCUCUAUGAUCAAGUCCUCGACCAGAUGCAUCAUCCUGAGGAAGCGGAAGCUGGAUAUCUGUGCAAUUUUGUGGAGCACAUCAUUGGCUUUAAUUGAAAAUGGUGGAUGAGUGGACAUGUUGUCGUUUGUGUGUUGAUGUAUUUUGGUCAGUAUGUUUAAGCCAAAACCUGGAGAAAUUAGUAUCUCUUACAUGUCUUAGAGCUACAAAUUUUACUGUUUAUUGUUCAGUUCCUGGUUUGGGCUUAUAAAUACAGACACAAAAAUACUGCCAAACUUAGCAGGUGUAAAUUAGGCUUAAGGCUGUGUUCACAUUUGUCCCAAAAAUUUUUAGUGACCUUGGCCAAAUUGGUGCUUGAUACAGUGACUUCUCCAUAAUGAUAGCAAAUUGUGAAAUAACUUGCAGAAAAACCACAGAAUGUAUAGUUGGAAGAUGAUAAAAGAUGGUUAACCUACUAAGGUGGUACCCAAAGUAUUGAUGCACUCCAUUUUAGUGUAUUCUUUGUAUUUUUUUUUGUUACCAAAAGCAGAAUUCCAGAUAAGGUGCAGUGCUAACCUUCUGGACUUCAGGUUGCCUUCAAACAAAUAGUGAACAAUGUAGCUGUUGUUGACCUUGCAUGUGUUUAGUUUAUUACUGGGGUUUGAAUACUGUCCUAAUCCUAAUGUUUUUGCCUUCUGUUUUAUAAGUGUUUAACUGAGUUGGCGUAUUCUCACAUUCUGCAUUUUUUCUAUAUCCUGUGGAUAUGUUAGAAGUGCCUUGUAGGUGGGGUCCCUCCAUUGUGGCUAAGUAUCCACCUAUGAGCAGAAAAAGCGGAAUUAUACCUAUUUACAUUGACUAUUUUACUAUUGGAUAAAGAGAGGUGAAAGCGAUUGCAGAAAAGCUAAGCACUACUGGCUUGGCUGUUACUGUAACUGCUUUAGAACCGACUGUCCCAUCAAUAUUCACUAUGGGAAUGCCCCUUAAUACCUGUGACUUUGCUCUCAUAUCUUUAAGAUGUACUUGCCUUUAGCUCUAAAUUAUGAAUAAGAAACACUCCAAAAAGUAUAGAUUCAGGCAGUAAUAAAGCUGCAAUGUAUAAUACUUUUAGCCAUAAUUUGUACUGCUGGUCAUAGAGUGCCUUCAAGGGAAUCUGUCGGCUGCCUUUCAUGUUCCAAACUGUUAUGACAAGAAGACAUGUGGCACCUUUCAUAUAGCUAAGCAGUUUGGAAUGUAAGUUACUGACAGAUUCCCUUUUUGAAUGAGGGUUUUUUUUACCAGAAAGUGAAUUUAUCCACAGGACCAGCUGUUUGUUUUUCAUGAGGUAAAGUGAUGUGAACUCCCAGUUUAAAAGGGAACUGGUCAUCAUUUUAAGGCCAUGUUCAGACAGUAAAAUGUGCAGAAUGUCUGUCUGGAAAACACUGGUGGACAUUUUUGCACAUUUAUAUAAUCUGGAAAGAAUAGUCUAUUCCUUUUGCGUAUGCUGGAAUCAAGAUUCCUAUGGCAGAAACACACGCCAUGGAAAUUCCACCUUGUGCACCGUGCAGAAGAACUCCAUUGAAAUCAGUAGUACUCUACUGCAGCGGAAUGUCUGUGCAGAAUAUUCCAGCGGAACUCUGCAUUGACAUUCUGCCAUGUGAACAUACCCAAAGUCUGCCUGAACCAAGAGUCAUCGGUACUCUUUCUGUGAUCAAGUAAGUUUGGCAGGGAGAAGCCACUGGGGACUGGUGUGAUAAAUCCUAGUUAAGGGGGUACUCUGGUGGAAAACUUUUUUUUUUUUUUU
Messenger RNA from Hyla sarda, 3616 nucleotides. RefSeq names its product solute carrier family 7 member 6 (gene SLC7A6). Gene Ontology annotation, molecular function: L-amino acid transmembrane transporter activity. NCBI's taxonomy places the organism in Eukaryota, Metazoa, Chordata, Amphibia, Anura, Hylidae. Bases 326 to 1867 code for a protein of 513 amino acids. The record is from RefSeq and is a predicted model, not a curated record. Gene Ontology annotation, cellular component: membrane. The transcript has 10 exons. Gene Ontology annotation, biological process: amino acid transmembrane transport.